This is a messenger RNA of Spodoptera litura, 879 nucleotides long. RefSeq lists its product as uncharacterized. The record is from RefSeq and is a predicted model, not a curated record. NCBI's taxonomy places the organism in Eukaryota, Metazoa, Arthropoda, Insecta, Lepidoptera, Noctuidae.
AUGGAGAAGGAAUUCCAGGAUGCACAUGGUCCCACCAUGCCCUUGAGCACCCAGAGGUCAAGCACUAGUGAUGUAGGCGAGUCGAUAAAAAAUAUCGAUAUUUUCAAAGUGGGCACACGCCUACCACCAUUUUGGCCGGAAGAGCCCGAAGUUUGGUUUGGACAAGUAGAAGGUCAAUUUGCAAUAUCCGGAAUCACCAGCGACUCAACCAAGUUCCACUACGUGAUCAGUCAGCUGGAUACCCAGUACGCGAGGGAAGUGAAAGACCUCAUUAUUAGUCCGCCCGCAUCAAAUAAGUACGACAAAUUAAAAGUCGAAUUAAUUAAGCGGUUGACGGCGUCGAAGGAGAAAAAGCUCAAGCAGCUCUUGAUGCACGAGGAGCUCGGAGACAGAAAGCCCUCUCAAUUUCUCCGUCACCUUAAAAGUCUCGCUGGCGUGAAUGUUCCCGACGAUUUUUUAAAAACCAUCUGGAUAAGUCGCCUAUCACACGGGAUCCAGACGGUGCUUGCAGGCCAGCCACCAACAGCUACCAUCGAUGACCUGUCAGAUUUGGCUGACCGCAUACAGGAGUUGGCCGCACCUUCACCAUCUGUGGCUUUCACAAGCGCAGCCAGUCCCAACACGGCCCUGGAUGUCCUCGUCAGAGAAGUAGCUGAGCUUCGGAGACAGGUUCAACAGCUCAGUACAGGCAGGAACAGCAGAGCCCGUACACGAUCUACGAGGUCGCCUCACCAUAGAUCAUCAUCCAGGUCGACACGAUCAGAGUCUAAUUACAGGAAGUUUCCACUUUGCUGGUACCAUGGUAAAUUCGGAGAGAAGGCCAGCAAAUGCGUAACCCCCUGCGACUACAAAUCGGGAAAUGCCAGGGGCGGUCGAUAA